GACCGUUUUCUUUUGAGUUUGAGGGCGAGCUGCGCGCGCUUGCGCGAGCGAGCGAGACGGCGGAAGUGGGGGGAGGCACAAGAAGCGGAGCGCGAGGGCAGACAGACGGAGAGCGAGCGGCCGCUGGAGAAGGAUCGCGUCUCGGACCCUCUCAUCUCGCACAAUAACCGAACCCGGGGCAAAGAGGAAAAAGAAAAGAAAAGAAGCUUCCGGUCGAAGCUCGCUGUGCUUGCCCACCCUCUUUCUCCGUGCGUGUUUGCAUCGGCAUUUGUCGAGACGACGGCGGAUCGUGAUUGAAACCGCGCCGCUCUCUGGUGACUUUUUCUCCUCCCGGUUUGCCACACCUGGUGGAGCCUUGCAUUGAUUUUUCUGCUUCUUUCCCUCCUCCCUCCCCUCCUCCCCACCCCUUUCAAACUCUAUUGCUCGCACCGGACAUGGUCGACUAUCACGAAGCCAACUCGCAGUUGCAGCAGCCCAACCAUGGGGACUACAUGCAGCCCGAGGAGGAUUGGGACCGCGACCUGUUGCUGGACCCAGCCUGGGAGCGACAGCAACGGAAGACCUUUACAGCAUGGUGCAACUCUCACUUGCGUAAGGCAGGGACGCAGAUUGAAGUAAUUGAAGAAGAUUUCAGAGAUGGACUUAAACUUAUGCUACUACUGGAGGUGAUUUCAGGAGAGCGAUUACCAAAACCAGAGCGUGGGAAAAUGAGGGUGCAUAAAAUAAACAAUGUCAAUAAAGCGUUGGAUUUCAUUGCAUCCAAAGGAGUAAAACUUGUCUCCAUUGGGGCAGAAGAAAUUGUGGAUGGGAAUGUGAAGAUGACCCUAGGUAUGAUCUGGACAAUCAUACUUCGUUUUGCUAUUCAAGACAUAUCUGUGGAGGAGACCUCUGCCAAGGAGGGAUUGCUGCUGUGGUGCCAGAGAAAGACUGCACCAUACAAGAAUGUAAAUGUGCAGAACUUCCACAUCAGUUGGAAAGAUGGUUUGGCAUUCAAUGCGCUCAUCCACAGACACAGACCAGAACUUAUUGAUUACGAUAAGUUGAGGAAGGAUGAUCCACUGACAAACUUGAAUAAUGCCUUUGAAGUGGCUGAGACGCACCUGGAUAUACCCAAGAUGUUGGAUGCAGAAGACAUUGUGAACACCGCCCGCCCUGAUGAGAAGGCAAUUAUGACCUAUGUCUCCUGCUUCUACCAUGCCUUUUCAGGAGCUCAGAAGGCUGAGACUGCAGCCAAUAGGAUUUGCAAAGUCCUGGCAGUAAACCAAGAAAAUGAACAUCUGAUGGAGGAUUAUGAAAAACUGGCCAGUGAUUUGCUGGAGUGGAUUCGUCAAACCAAACCCUGGCUAGAGAACAGAGAGCCUGAGAAAACAAUGCAAGCUAUGCAGCAAAAACUAGAAGACUUUCGUGAUUAUCGCCGUGUCCAUAAACCACCUAAAGUGCAGGAGAAGUGCCAGCUUGAGAUCAACUUCAACACCUUACAGACUAAACUCCGACUCAGUAAUCGACCAGCCUUCAUGCCAUCUGAAGGGAAAAUGGUCUCGGAUAUUAAUAAUGCAUGGCAAGGUCUGGAGCAGGCGGAGAAGGGUUAUGAGGAAUGGCUGCUGAAUGAGAUAAGGAGGCUGGAAAGACUUGAUCAUUUGGCUGAAAAGUUCAGGCAGAAAGCCACCAUUCAUGAAGAUUGGACCAAAGAUAAAGAAGCAAUGUUGACACAGAAAGACUAUGAAACAGCUACUCUGGCUGACAUUAAAGCCUUGCUGAAGAAACAUGAGGCAUUUGAGAGUGAUCUGGCAGCUCACCAAGAUAGAGUGGAGCAGAUCGCUGCCAUCGCGCAAGAGCUCAAUGAUCUGGAUUAUUAUGACUCUCCCAAUGUAAAUGCACGCUGCCAGACUAUCUGUGACCACUGGGAUACUUUGGGCUCGUUGACACAGAGCAGGAGGGAUGCCCUGGAGAGGACUGAAAAGCUUCAGGAAACAAUUGACCAGUUAUACCUGGAAUAUGCCAAAAGAGCUGCACCUUUCAAUAACUGGAUGGAGGGAGCAAUGGAAGACUUGCAAGACAUGUUUAUUGUCCAUACCACUGAGGAGAUUCAGGGUCUUAUUGCAGCACAUGAACAAUUCAAAGCAACAUUGCCAGAUGCUGACAAAGAGAGGGAGGCCAUCCUGGGUAUUCACAAUGAAAUGAUGAAGAUUGCCCAGUCCUAUAAUAUCAAAUUAUCUGGUGUAAAUCCAUACACAUCCAUCACUUCGCAGAGUAUUAAUGAUAAAUGGGAUAAGGUUCAACAGUUUGUGCCAGCGAGGGACCAAGCCUUGCAAGCAGAAUUUAACAAGCAACAGUCCAAUGAACAUCUGCGUGAGCAGUUUGCAAAUAAGGCUAAUGUUGUUGGACCCUGGAUUCAGACAAAGAUGCAGGAAAUCGGACGGAUUUCAAUUGAAAUGCAUGGCACGUUGGAAGACCAACUAAAUCAACUGAAGCAGUAUGAGAGCAGUAUCAUCAAUUACAAACCCAACAUCGAGAAAUUAGAGCAGGAUCAUCAGCUCAUUCAGGAGGCACUCAUCUUUGAUAACAAACACACCAACUACACCAUGGAGCACAUCAGAGUUGGCUGGGAACAGCUGUUGACCACAAUUGCCAGAACCAUCAAUGAAAUAGAAAACCAAAUCCUCACCCGUGACGCAAAAGGCAUCAGCCAAGAUCAGCUGAAUGAGUUCCGAUCAUCAUUUAAUCACUUUGACAAGGACCAUACCGGGAAACUAGGACCUGAAGAAUUUAAAGCCUGCCUUAUCAGCUUGGGUUACGAUGUUGGAAAUGACCAGCAGAAGCGAACGGGGCUGAUGGACGCUGAUGAUUUUCGAGCUCUCCUUAUCUCUACGGGCUACAGUCUGGGUGAAGCAGAGUUUGCACGAAUAAUGAGUAUUGUUGCCCCCAACAACACUGAAGAAGUGUCAUUCCAAGCCUUUAUUGACUUCAUGUCACGUGAGACAACAGACACUGACACAGCUGAACAAGUAAUGGCCUCCUUCAAGAUUCUGGCAGGAGACAAGAGUUACAUCACCGCAGAGGAGCUGAGACGUGAGCUUCCCCCUGAUCAAGCUGAAUACUGUAUUGCCCGGAUGGCACCAUAUAGGGGACCCGACGCAGUGCCUGGUGCUUUGGAUUACAUGUCCUUCUCCACAGCUUUAUAUGGGGAAAGUGACCUGUAAUCUGAUCUUUCUGCAGCCAGCCCACACUUUUAUUUUAUUCCCCCUUUUUCGCACGCGCGCUCUCUCCCCUGCCACCUAAAGUCAGUGCUAUAAACAGCAUUUUGGAAUUAGCACAUGCAUUUACUGAAGAACCUUUAUACUCUACAUUCCAUUAUGUCUUAUUAUGACUCUCAGUCUUCAAUCUAUGCAAAUAUUUCCAUUUUCUGUUUCUAUAUUGGGGUAGUAAUACUGCAAACAUGUUUUGCAAACUGUUACAACAAUUUGGAGCAUAUCAACUGAGUGCCACAGGAACUGUCAAUCAGUCUGGGAAUUUUGGAGGUUUGAUUUUUAAAUUCUGAAAAUUCCAUAGGAAUCUGGCUCCUUUGUAUUUUUCCAACUGUACUUGAUAUUGUAAAACUAAAUAUUUUUUUACUAUAAAUAUUUAGUAUUCCUGUUUUCACUCCCGUGUUUCUCCCCAUAAAAUCUAGAAGUGUGAUAAAGUUGAGCUGCUUCAAUUAAAUUUUUAUUUGCAGCUGGUAGAUAAAUAUUAAUUUGCACCAGACAGGCCAUGUAUGAAUAGCACAAAUGUAUUUUAUCAUUACAGUGCUGAGCUUUUCAGUGCUUGAUCCCCAGCUGAUAAUUUGUUUGCAGGAGUUUGGGUUACCUCAAUGUUUUCACUGAAAAUCAUUACUGAUCCAGAUUGCAAUUGUUUUCUCAUUCGGUGUCCCAAAUAUUCUGCACUGCACUCACUGUACAAAAUCUGAGUUAAGCCUUCAGAAAACAAAUGUUUGGGUGGGUUGGAAGGCACUAACUGAAGAGGCAACUUUUGAUCCAUUUUUUAAAAAUAAAAAUGGAAGGCUGGUGGUGGAUUUGAAAACUGUAAUUUGUCACAAGCUUCUGAUGGCAUUUCAAUAAACCAUGACGCCAAAUUGGUUUGAGGGUCACCAGAACCCUCAAGGAUGAAUUGCUGCCUCAAUAUAAUUGUCAGUUGUUUAUGAUGAGAUAUAGCUUAUUAAAAUUAAGUUUGACUUUAGUUGUUGUUGUGCAGUGAGGUCGGAGAAAAGAUGAGACAGUGUUAAAGCAUAACCAAAAUUUGAGGUGGGACCAAAAUCAUUGGUACUGGAAUUAAUCAUGAAAUAGCAAGGGUGAUGGAUAUAAAAUUGCACAAAUCCAGCUGAAUCUAAGUAUUCUUUCUCCAGAGCCACAUUAUCUGCAGUGAACAAAAAUCAUGCUCACCUCCAAGUUAUGACUGAGUUUGGAAUCUGAAAUGGGGCAUGCUAUACUUACCAAAUGCAAAACAGUGAGUUGGCUGUUAAAGAAUCAGAAGGGUUUAAAAUGAACUUGUGGUAUUCCAGUUGUGCAUCUUAAAUUUUAAAUCAUGCAGUUCUAAAGAAAAACUUAAAUAUUUGAAGCAUUAACUAAAGUGUAUGAUGAACAAUCAGUUCCACUUGCAUUCCUGCACAUUGGUCACCUGACAAGGUUGAAAUUUUUCAUCAGAUUCACUUCCCCUUCCAUCACCACCACCACCGUAUACAUCAUUUUGACGGUUCAGUUGAGCGCAAAAUAGCACGUUUUAUUUGAGGUAGAGAAAAGAUAUUUAUCUCUUCAUAUUUAAUCUUUUUUUUUCUUGUACAUACUGCAGUGACCUUUAAUUUGAAUGAGAAGACUGCCUUUUUAAAAAAAAAACAAAGCUGGGCUUUUUUCUGUGAAGGUACUUUUCUUGCAGAAACAAGUCCCUAGUUGAGAAAAAAAAACGGGUGCUGUUGUGGGUUUUGUUUUAAUUAUUUUUGAUUCUCCUUGCUUUUGGGAUCUACUCCAUAUUUGAAUUAUUGCUGUGAGACACAGGCUGGCCUUGAGUUAGAGUAAUAGCUGCAGUAUUUUUUUUGGGUGGUGAUGGAGGGCUUUUUCUAUUUCAUUAACAUGGGACUUUAUUAUACAGUAUAUAAAUAUAUAUCAUCUGAAACACUUCCAUGGACUGUAAUUACUGCUUGAUUUUAAGAAGAAAUAAAUUGAACAUUGCAAUGGACAAAUGAGAUUUUCUGGAAUAUUGGUGAGGAGUUUCUCUGAACAUGUUCUGUCCCUUGCUGUUAUUAGCCUAUAUUACCAUGUUUUUGAAAUGUGAUCAGUGAGGGCUGCCUUUCUACAUUUUGAUCUAAGGGUGUUUUCAAUUGCUCUCUGCUACCUUAACCCUAUUAGAUGAAAUAAAUCAUCAAUAUUUUUGAGAAAGAAAA
Messenger RNA from Chiloscyllium plagiosum (whitespotted bambooshark), 5410 nucleotides. NCBI's taxonomy places the organism in Eukaryota, Metazoa, Chordata, Chondrichthyes, Orectolobiformes, Hemiscylliidae. The record is from RefSeq and is a predicted model, not a curated record.